Molecule: messenger RNA, 390 nt
Organism: Penicillium cosmopolitanum
Lineage: Eukaryota; Fungi; Ascomycota; Eurotiomycetes; Eurotiales; Aspergillaceae
Product: RmlC-like cupin domain-containing protein
Exons: 1
Coding region: 1-390 (129 amino acids)
Source: RefSeq, a predicted model, not a curated record
AUGCACUCCACCGUUCUCCUGCUGGCCCUGGCAGGCCACUUAUGCAGUGCGAUCCCUGUACAAGAUGGUCCCCAACAACGCCUGUUAAAUGGCCUUGAACUCCCUAAAUCUUACAAUAGUGUGACGGGAGGCGGUCGCAUCCCGUUCACACCGGGCCACCGAGACCCUUACGAUAAAGCUGUUGAUACAGUUGGUGAUGAACUCGACCCUCUCCCCUGGCGCAAUGGAUUAGGCGCUUCGGUCCUGGGGCCUUGGAACAAGGAUCGUUCCCGACAGAGCCCCGAUCUUGUGCGACCUCCCAGUACCGACAAGGGCAAUCUGGCUAAUAUGCGCUGGAGCUUUGCUGAUUCCCAUAUCCGUAUUGAGGUAAGGGCUCUUUCCUCUUCAUAG